This is a messenger RNA of Scylla paramamosain (green mud crab), 3521 nucleotides long. It is a transcript of the gene Ice2, whose product is annotated as little elongation complex subunit 2-like. NCBI's taxonomy places the organism in Eukaryota, Metazoa, Arthropoda, Malacostraca, Decapoda, Portunidae. Gene Ontology annotation, biological process: snRNA transcription by RNA polymerase II; positive regulation of transcription by RNA polymerase III; snRNA transcription by RNA polymerase III. Gene Ontology annotation, cellular component: transcription elongation factor complex. The record is from RefSeq and is a predicted model, not a curated record.
AUCAGUGUAUAAAAGAAUUUUAAUCAGUUACUGCGACUCCUUCUCUGGUAAGGAAGAAAGAUGAAGGUGCUAGCCAGAAGCAAGUUAAACACCGUUACAAAAGCGACACGUGAAUCCAGUCACAUCCGGAUUCAGACACACGUAAUGUCAACAAACUAGCUUGGCGCGCCUCGUGUCUGUGUUGUUCCAGGAACUCGUUCUCAGUAGUAUCAAUCUUUUACUUAUUUUCCGUCUGGAAGACCCAUUAAUGAACUACAGUACUUUUAUUGAGUAUGUCUGAGAUGAAUAAAAAGCCUGUCACUUUCAUACCAGGAAUCUUCAGAGCACAGAAUGUUAAUGAUAAGGUUCAGAAAGAUGAACCAUUUGUUUCUGAAGAAUCACUACAGCAGUAUUGCAGCCUCUUUGCUGCUGAUGGCAUCCCCAAUAAUAUUCGAGAGGAUCCAUAUCUGGCUGAAAUAAUAAGAUUUUCUGAUGAAGACUUAGACAGCAUAGCACAGCUUCAGAGUCAACGAGAAGAACGACAAAAGGAAGAAGAAAAGAGAAGAGAAGAAAAACAAAAGGCAGAUCAAAAGGCAGAGAAAAAAGCUUAUAGCAAGGUGGAUAAGACUUUGAAGGAGAAAGCUUUCUACUUAAAAAAGCAGUGCCCAGUGAAAAUACCACACAAAUCAUCAUUAACGCAUGAGGAGCAUGCCGCUUACUUGCGAGUAUUUAUCAGCCUCAAAGAAAAGUCAACCACAAGUGGAGCAGAAAUACCAGGAUAUGAUCAGUUUCUGAGGCUUCAAAGCCGUGUUUUUGAAGAACAGGUCCAUUUUAUGAAGUUUUCACAUCAGGUUGCAGUACUUGAACUUCAUUCAUACAAUACCAUCCCGGAAGUUAUCAACAAAUACAUUGAUGAAUAUGUUCAGCACCGCUGCAAGAGAGCAUCAAAGUAUAAGGAUCUUUAUGCCACAGAACAGCAGAUACCCAUUUGUCCACAGGAUCCUGAAAAAAACUUUAGCAAGUUGUCUUUUACACACAUUGGUCAUGUCUUGAGUUUGGGAACCUUGCCAUUAAUAAGAAUUCCACACAAGCUGAAGUCAUAUACUCUCAAGAUUGAUGAGAGCGUAUCUGAGAGGGAAUGUCUAGCACGAAGGAUGGUUCAGGAUAAGAAUGUACUGAAUGACACCCCAGUGAGUGCUGAUCGCAAUGCAGAGUACCUGGCUCAGCAGCAUCGGGCAGAUAUUGUAAUAUCAACAAGUGCUUUGAAAGUUCUUGCUGAUAACCAUGGUCCAAAUUUUGAUAAAGAAUGGGACAUACCUGUGGAGGUCAAAUCAUAUAUGACAAAAGAUGCUGAGGGAAACAUGACUAAACACAGAGUGGUAUAUAUUGACAAGCCGAUGCCCAAGAAGGUCUGGACACCUUUAGAAAAGAAGCAGUUGUUUUUUAAGAAAGCUAGCUUGUUAAAUUUUACUGAAAUCGUACAUAACAAAAUGUUCAGAAUGGCAACUCCAGUUGUGUUCCAGUACUCAGAGACAAACAAAAGUGAUUGUGAUGCUGCAUCAAGAACUAUUGCUGAGUAUGAUGAUCACUUUUUGGAUCUUUCUGAUAUGACUGACAAUGAUGUUUUUGGAGGUGAAUCUUUAGAAAGGAGGAAAAAGGAAAACAUAUUCAAAGAAAAGAAAAGCAAGGAUAAAACAGUCAAUUCUGCAAAAUUAUCCAGAUUAGAGACAGAGAAGUUACAAAUUUCUGAAGGCAAAAUACAGGAAGAUAAAGAUCCAAAAGUGAACUAUCAGGAUGACACAGAGCAAGAAACUUUUGAUGAAAGUUGCUCAAAACAUUUUUUGGACAACUUAUUGAGCUUGCAAGAUUCUUUGUUGAAACCUUCACAUACUCAUGGUAAUGAAACUGGAGCUCAUAAGGAUGAAACAUCCACACCAAGCAGAUCUCAACCAAGGCCUUGGACUAACAAACUAUCCACAGAUUGGAAGAAUGCUUUUGAACCUCACUUAUGUCCUGACUGGACAGGUAAGAAUGUGCACUACCAACUCUUCUCCUUGGGUCCAGAUGCCAGUCAUUCCAAUAGUCCCUUACUGUGUAUGCGCAUCCUUGUGAGAAGUAACCUUCAUGGUCUCUCUCAGUUUGAAAAAAAGCAGGAAAAGUGCAAAACAUAUGUCACUUCCACAAAAAUUGAAAACCAACCAUACUUUGGAUGUGAAGUAAGCACACUGUCUGAAAUCACUCAGCAAUGGGUUCAACUUUUGGUUCGGCCAAAUACAUCCCUCCUUCUUUUGCGUGUGUGUAACAACUCGGGUGAAAUUCUCAUGACUGAAGAGAGAUGUUUACCAGAGAUCUUAAAGGAUGGGAAACAAUCCCAUGUGGGAUUUUCUUCUUCUCAGCCUUUGGCAAUCUUUUAUGCAGUAUUUUCUACAGUACUUCGACAGCCAACAGGUCAUUACCUCCUCCAUCAUGACCCUAAAACUGAAGCUUUCAUUCAGCUCAUGAAAGCAGCUGAUCCUGACAAAGAAACCAAUUUGCAGGUAUAUAAUCUGCACAAGGCAUAUGCAACAGCUUCAGUCAGUACAAGAGUAUAUACUGCACCUCCCUGGGUAACAAUAGACACACACAUCCUUACGCCAUUCCAUAAGAAGCACAUGAAAAUUCCAGGAACUUUUCCCAUGAACAAUCCUAUGAAGAUACUGACCAAGAGAGAAAAGAAGAAAAUAAUAUCAAGAGCCAAAAACAAGAAAGAUUUGGAUAAUAAAAAAGAACUUGAUGCAUUUUGAAGACAUCAUUUAGAAACCAUAUGCUGUAUGAAGCUCAGUACGACUUCUGGGAAAAUCCAGGACAAAGAUACUACGCUUCAAGACUUGAAGGGCUAUGGACUUCCAUCUCGACAACAGAUUUCCACCAAACAGGCUGCCAUCUAUAGAUGUAUCCUUCAGCUCCAGAGAGAGUGAGUCAGCUACUAAAGCAGUUGUAAACUUUCCUGAGUUGACCAUCCAGCAACUUAAAAGGUUUGGCAGUGCACAGUUGAAGAGUGCCAGAGGUCAGCUGAUUUAAUUGCAACUGUGAAUCAGAACCAAGAUUAAAUGAAGACCCUAUUGGAGAUGGCACCUUUCAAGUCAUGUCACAGCAACCUAUUUGGCAUCCAUCUGUUCUUCCAGUUUACAUUUCACCAAUAGUAUCCUAUGAACGAUGAGGAAACCAAGUAUUCUGCACCGUAGGAGGUUGGUUGCCUGAGGCAAUCUAAUCAGUAACAAGCCUACAAGAACAGCUUGGGAUAUAUACAUACAUGGUAUUUUUUAACACCACCACCAAACUCUGAGAAUAAAUCCACAUUUUAAAACAAAUCUUCAUUAUCUAUUAAAAAUGCAUAUAAAUUAGCUACCUAUCACUGAGAUACAGAAUAGUGUGUACAGAGCCGUAGUCAAUCCAGCAUGAAACAAACUGAACACCUGCAGUCCAUCCUUGGUCAGUGACAGACACUGUGAUUAUUACUGUUCCUCCCUGUUAUUAUUCAUAUCAAUAAAACUAUGUGCUUA